Molecule: messenger RNA, 2038 nt
Organism: Penicilliopsis zonata CBS 506.65
Lineage: Eukaryota; Fungi; Ascomycota; Eurotiomycetes; Eurotiales; Aspergillaceae
Exons: 2
Coding region: 170-1705 (511 amino acids)
Source: RefSeq, a predicted model, not a curated record
AACUUGGCCAUGGUUGAAUCCUUUGAAUUGAAGUUUCUUGCCUAUCGACAUGUUCAUAAGCGAGGUGCCUGUAGUUCUUCACCUGGAUUUCCUCUUGAUAACCUUUCAUCCAGACAAAAAGAUUUCUCAGUCAACAAGCCUAUGGUAACCAUUCUUAUACCAAAGCAACAUGAAAGCUUUCAUUGGUGCGAGUUUUGCGUCACUCCUGACGGUCACAUUGGCGGUCGAUAUGCGUGACGUACUGCGAGUCGACACUACGGGCGGAACAGUCCUUGGCUUUAUUAAUGGAACAACUCCCCAUGUUCGCCAAUUCCUGAGCGUCCCGUAUGCCCAGCCACCGGUGGGAGAAUUGCGGUGGAUGCCGCCGCAACCGCUGAAUGAUUCCAAUCGGCUCAUCGAUGCCACGCGAUUCGGGCCAUCCUGUCCCCAGCAACCUGCCAGCGGCUCCUCUAUUGCAUCUGCUGAUGCGCCCCUCGAGCUGUUGCAGGGAGGGUUUGACGAAGACUGCCUGACGCUGGCUAUCUGGGCGCCGGUUGAGUCACACGGAAAGCUGCUACCGGUUUAUCUCUGGAUCUAUGGUGGUGGGUACGAAACCGGGGGAAUUAACACGCCUUCGCAGGAAGCGGCACACUGGGUCGAACGCACCCGCAGUCAUGUCGUCGUCGCCAUGAACUACCGAACCAAUAUCUUUGGGUUCCCUGGGGCGCCAGGGCUAGAAGAACAGAACCUGGGUCUGCUGGAUUCGCGAGAAGCUGUGGUCUGGGCCCGCGACAACAUCGCGGGUUUUGGUGGCGAUCCAGACCGCAUGGUGCUCUGGGGCCAGAGUUCUGGUGCCGGUAGCGUUGACAUGCUGAACUUCGCCUUUCCAGACGAUCCUAUCGUGUCUGGGUUCAUUGCUGAUUCGGGUUCGGUCUUUCUUUACAACCAAAAGGAUGAUCCGCUGUACUCCAACUUCACUGUGGUGGCUGACUACUUCAACUGCUCUAGCAGUAGUAGUGAAGAAGAACUUGCUUGCAUGCGUCGAAUCCCAUAUCAAGAUAUUGAGGACUUCCUAGGGAAUUAUACAGGCGGCACCCUGAACUUUGUUCCCUUCGUGGACGACAAGGUAAUCUUCGCCAACUGGUCCGACCGAUAUGCGCUGGGGGCACUCUCCGACCGACCAGCCAUCUUCGGCAGCAAUCUGCUCGAGGGGAACCAGAUCGUCUCGUACCCAGAUCCGCCAGACUCGGCGCCGGAUUUCAACGAAUCCAGGUACUUUACUCUACAUGCAUUCCAAUGCCCGGCAGCGUUGACCUCGCAAUAUCGCGAGGCACUGAAUCUCACGACCUUUCGAUACCAGUACCGAGGCAACUUCAGUGACAUCUCGCCGCGCUGGUGGGAGGGUGCUUACCACGGUUCAGAGCUACCCCUGAUCUUCGGUACCUAUGUCGACUUUUCCGGGCCCACGACACCGAUGGAGGUGCAGACGAGCCAGACAUUACAGGAUCUCUGGCUGGCAUUCGGCUAUGACCCAGCACAGGGUGUGAAACAGCACGGAUGGCAGCCCUACGGAGAAGGGAAGAUUGAGGUGUUUGCCGGAUACGACUCCCAGGGUCAAGUUCAGACGAUGCAGGCCGUGGCCAGUCAGAGCGUUGACGGCGUCUGUGUCGGCGCCAUUGAUGCUGAUAUUCUAAGCGGGGAGAACCCUUUCUCGAGCUUUAGUUAGGCUAGUCAGGCAUGGGCGUGAAAUUUCAUCUCUUCAAUGGAAGAUCCCGUUCAAGCGAGCGACGGGCGUCAUAUAAAUUGUUAUUGGCUAUUGGCCAUGUCCCAUGGUGACACUGACCGCCGAUCUUGUCCUACAAGUCAUCUUCUCCUCAACAAUAAUAAUGCGUUGACUUGGGUCAUCAUACCACACAGGAAACAUGGUAUAUCUGAUUUGGUCUUUGAUUACGUUCCUGUGUUCUGUUCCUGCUACGUUACAGAAUGAGGUGCACUUCACCUUACGAGACAUAGUCUACUCUGAGACGCAUCAGGUAUCUGUGUCUCAACCGCCGCCACC